AAAACUAUGCAUUUGGUCGUGUCCUCUUACUUGUUCCUCCAUUUCCUAUAAAUUAAAGCGUCAUAUAUAAUCAGACGACUCAACUAAGCCCUUCUCUCUCUCUCUCUCUUUGUUUUCCCUUAUAAAUUACACUAUAUACUCAUCAUCGUUUUGUUCAACUACUAAUUAAUAUGGCGGACGCUUCCUACAGCCACCCUUUGUUUAGCUGCAGGAAUUGCCGGAAUCCGAUUGCUCUUCGAGAUGAUCUUCUCUCUAAACGUUUUGUGGCAAAAUCAGGAGGAGCAUACCUUUUCAAGCAUGCAAUGAAUAUAGUGGUGGGGAAAAAGGAAGAUAGGCAACUAAUGACGGGUUACUUCAGCGUUGCUGAUAUAUUCUGCAGCAAGUGUGGGGAGGAGUUGGGUUGGAAGUAUGUUAAAGCUUAUGAUCCUUCCCAAAAGUACAAGGAAGGCCGUUUCAUUCUCGAGACUGCCAAAAUUCUCAAAGAAUAUUAAUUGAUGAUCACUACUCAUUUGUAGAUUAAUAAAAUUUCUGGCCAUGUAAAUAUUGAUGUUAUUUAAAACCUACGUUUAAUCUUUUUUUUUGUCAUGCUACAGUACUAUACGUACUGAUCUGUAAAAUUUGGGUAACUUUUUAUAUACAAGAAGCAGUUUCUCUAA
Nicotiana tabacum (common tobacco) is the source of this 656-nucleotide messenger RNA. RefSeq names its product protein yippee-like At4g27740. The record is from RefSeq and is a predicted model, not a curated record. NCBI's taxonomy places the organism in Eukaryota, Viridiplantae, Streptophyta, Magnoliopsida, Solanales, Solanaceae.